This is a messenger RNA of Epithele typhae, 645 nucleotides long. RefSeq lists its product as uncharacterized. Lineage: Eukaryota; Fungi; Basidiomycota; Agaricomycetes; Polyporales; Epitheliaceae. The record is from RefSeq and is a predicted model, not a curated record. The transcript has 2 exons. Gene Ontology annotation, biological process: mycotoxin biosynthetic process. Bases 1 to 645 code for a protein of 214 amino acids.
AUGCUCUGGAAGUCUCUACGCCCUAUCGCCCUACUCACUCUCGUAUGCGUCACCUUCCUCGCGAAUCGGUCGCUUAUUCGCUCUAUCAAGAAAUCACUCGCUCAACGACCACGACCACUUUCCCGUUUCACAUUCGUCGAGGAAGACGUCCCCGAGCGCCUCCAUGUCGCCAACGCACGCCCGCACGUCCUGAUGCGCACCGAGGAGUCUGCGCACUACAACAUCACCUCCCCAAACGCCUACCUCGAGUGGCUCUACACCGCCACGCCCGCGGACCAGGGAAACGUCCACCUCGGAACCUCGCACCGCGUCUUCAACAUCAACAUGUUUCACCAGCUCCACUGCCUUCGCGCCAUGCGCACGGCGCUGGCCGAAGAAGACGAGCUGAGCGCGGCGAGCACGCACCACAUGGAGCACUGCCUCGCGAUAUUGAAGGACCACACGCUGUGCGCGGCGGACGCCAGUCUCGAGCCGGGAGAGCCGUUCAGCAGGAACUUUGCGACCGAGCGGGAGUGGGGCGAGAUGAGGUGCUUGGACGUCGAGGCGUACUAUGCGACGAUGCGGGCCCACUGGACGGAGUGGCUCACCGUAGUCCGGGCUUCAGACAUUGGCCCUGUGCCCUGGGCCGGUCCGGUACGUGACUAG